This is a messenger RNA of Bactrocera tryoni, 502 nucleotides long. Its product is annotated as nuclear receptor 2C2-associated protein. The record is from RefSeq and is a predicted model, not a curated record. The transcript has 3 exons. The coding region runs from base 61 to 480 and encodes 139 amino acids. Lineage: Eukaryota; Metazoa; Arthropoda; Insecta; Diptera; Tephritidae.
GGUAUCAAAAUACCAUAUAGUACCUGCUGGGAUGCUUUUUAAAGUUUGUUUACGAUAGCGAUGAACUUAUUAAAGAAAUUGUCAUUUAAAUGCAGUGUUAGUUCUGUGCAAGGAAAGGAUGUAAAGCUAUACGGGAAGCAAAACAUGUUCGACUCGGUGGCGGAAACCUCGUGGAAUUCAAAUGAAGGCACUCCCCAAUGGAUAAUAAUACGUUUUGAGGAACCACAGGCGGUCAGCAAAUUUUCAUUCCAGUUUCAGGGAGGUUUCGUAGCGAAAACGCUGCUAAUCCACGUGGAAACGGAAGACGGUAAACAAAUUUUGGAGGAGGCAUUCUAUCCAGAAGAUAUAAAUUCCAUCCAAACAUUUAUAUUAAAUCGGCCUAUAAAGAACAAAGAAGCAGCAAAAAUUAAGUUUUUAUUUCCUUCAAGUACAGACUUUUUUGGCAGAAUAAUACUGUAUGAACUUGAAAUUUUCGAAUAAAGAGACCGAUUUUAGUCACCCA